CCUCCCUCUCUGCGUUAGCUAGCUAUAGCAGCAAUGGCCAAGGCUUCUCUUCUCAGACUUUCUUCGGCCAAUUUACUCCUCCACCACCUAAGAGAAGUCCGUCUGCCAACGAUCCGAGCUGCAGAGGUUGAAGAAAGCAGUAGUAGCAUUAGAGGGGCUGGAACCGAAACCCCAACCAGUCGAGCCUCACCUGCUAUCGGGGCGCCAAAUGCUGCUUUCAGCUUCUGGGGACCACAGACGACGGUGUACGCGGCUGUAUACUGCGGCGGCGGAGGUAGUAGUUUGUGGCCGGAGGAGGUCCUUCUGACUGCUCUCCCAGUCAAUGGACCCACCCGACAAGACGCUAUGUCUGCAAUCACGGCGUUCAGGUUGAAAACGGCCUUACGCCAAAGCAGCAGCAGCCGCCGUCAAGUGGUGGAUUUCUGUUUUCUGGUGCCGGCUGAGAAUGGUGACCAGAAUUUUGUGGACCCAGCACUAAACAGGGGACCCAAUUAUAUCCCGGAUCUCAAUGUCUCGCCGCCGGAUGAGACCGCGUCGGCGACGGAGUUCAUCGGAGAAAUCAAGAGCCAAAACAUCUCCCGGUUCACUGAUUACGUGGUGUGGUACCUGGGCGAGUACGGGAGUGAUGAUGAGGUGGCGGAGUACAGGAAGAUUCUGAGCAGCAAAAGUGAAGCCGAAAUCGGAAACCUUGAUUCGAUUCGUAUCUGGAAUAUUCUCACCCUGAGAGCCGAAAUUCUGAAGGCGGUCGUUGCGAAAGGCCUCAUUGAGACCCCAAUUGGCUCCGAAUCCGAUGAUGUUCAAUUCCCGCCUCCGCAGCAGCUGCUUCCCAUUCCACAACAAGGGUGGACGGCCGCCCAUAACCAUGCUCAUAUUGGUUGUCAUGUCACUGCUGCUGCUGCAUACGGUGCCGGCGCCAAUUAUAACGGCAACAACGAAACUGUGUCCGAUGGUCGCAACUAUGCUGUUGGUUAUGAGAAGCAGAGCAACGUGGCGAAGCGCAAGGCAGUGGCUUUUGGUGGUGUGGACGAGGACGACCCCUGUCCCUAUGUUCUUCCGAUGAAGAAUCCCAGCGACGGCGUCGGCGGGGUUCUUAGUAUGGAUGAGGAUAAAACGCGGGCUCGGGACAAGGCGCCUAUUGACGAAGCAGAGGAGGAGGACAUGUCCUGUGAUUCUGACUCGUCACACUGAAUCAAUCCUCCGAACCCUUCAAGGCUUGAAAAUCCCCGUGUGUGUUUAUGGGAUAUGAUAAAUUAGCCUUGAUUUGCUGCUUGCUUUGCUAAUUCCUGGAAGGUUGUUUGUAUUGUAGAGGUUUGGGUAGAAGAAGAGAGUGAUGGAGUUGUCUUGUCUCCUCCACUUUCCAUAUGUAUUGUAAUUUGUAAUUUCCAAUUGGGCUUGGA
Messenger RNA from Prunus dulcis (almond), 1397 nucleotides. RefSeq lists its product as uncharacterized. The record is from RefSeq and is a predicted model, not a curated record. NCBI's taxonomy places the organism in Eukaryota, Viridiplantae, Streptophyta, Magnoliopsida, Rosales, Rosaceae. The transcript has 2 exons. Bases 34 to 1188 code for a protein of 384 amino acids.